AGAUCUCGGGAGAUGACGCCGGCCAUCACAUGACUCACCAGAGCCAAGUAAGGAGUACAUCCCGCGGGGCUAAGAGAACGCGAUCGCAAAUAAAGUUGCGAUCACAUGAUCCCACCCCACCUCCUAGUAUGCGGAUGACUAUCUCGCCAUGGUAACCGGGAGAUGACGUAAGCCAUCACAUGACCCGCCAGAACCAGAUAACCUUUGGAGUGACCAAACCCUUGAAGCUGAUCCUAAACUUCCUCCAGGAUGGAGGACUAUCCGUGACACUUCUGGGACUUAUUACUGGCAUGUGCCAACAGGGACCACUCAGUGGCAGCAUCCAAUGUACAAUCCAGAAAUACCUAAUAGUUUAGAUGCUAUUCCGGAAAAGAGAGUUCAUAGGCUGUCAAUCACUAAUGGUUCUCCUGCUCAGCCUUUUCCUGGCACAGCAUCUGCUUCAGACAGGAGGCCUUCUCUUCAAUGGCAUGAUGAAGAUUUAUUUCGCAAUAUCAAUGAACCAGGAAGUAAGAGCUUUGCUGUUCAUUGUCUCGGGUGGGUUGAAAUUCCAGAAGAAGAUCUGGCUCCUGGGAAGAGCAGUAUUACUGUUAAUAACUGCAUUCAGCAGCUUGCCCACACUAAAUGUGAUGGCAGCGACAUGUCAAAUGAGGGACAAAAUAUGGUUAUGAUUUUGAAGAAAGAUACAAUGAGCUUGGUGGAUCCAUUAGAUCACAGUUUAAUACACUCUCAACCCAUCAUCAACAUUCGAGUAUGGGGAGUUGGCUGUAAUAAUGGAAGAGACAGGGACUUUGCAUUUGUGGCUAAUGACAAAGACACCUGCAUGCUGAAGUGUCACGUGUUCCGUUGUGAUAUGCCAGCCAAGGCCAUUGCCAGUGCCCUCCAUGACAUGUGCUCCCAGAUUAUGGCAGAAAAAGCAGUGGCUAACAAUACCAUGACCCGCUCUGUUACCUUAGAGACAAUCUCCCCAGAAGACUUACCUGUACAAGUUGAUAUUCUGGAUACUGUGCGAGAGUCCAUUCAGAAAUAUGAUGUGCUUUACCUUGGCAGCUUGCCCGUCUCAAAGCCAAUGGGGAUGGAAGUGUUAAAUGAUACAAUCGAGAACAUGAUCAGUACUACCCUCAGGGAAGAGUGGACGGAAGCUGUCAUUGAUGUGACAGACACGGUGCUGACUGUAAACCACAGAGAGGCUGCAGAAGAGGAACUUCUCUGGCAGUGUCAAGUUCGCUAUGUUACAUUUAUGGGGAUUGGAAAAGACCCGCACACAUUUGCGUUAAUUGUGGAUACAGGCAAACAGUCCUUCCAGUGCACAGUGUUUUGGUGUGAACCAGAUGCUGGACAUGUAUCUGAGGCUGUGCAGGCUGCAUGUAUGGUUCAGUAUCAAAAAUGUGUGGUAGCCUCAUCAUCAAGGAUUAAGUCAAGAGGUGGACCUGGAAAAUCUUUCUUGAGAAUUAAGAGGACUGCAUCUGUUGACUCCCCAAUCUCUACAUUCAAUUCGGCAGGUCACACUCUUCAGAAGAACGGGGGAACAAGUAAAAGAAGAGGAGUCAUGGCUUUCUUUGAAGCAUUUAAGCAGAGGCAUGUCAGGCAUACUCCUUAGAGUAGGUAGUGAUGUAGGAAAGGUCACCUCUUUUAGCUACUUGCCUGUUUUCUAGAUAUUUUAGAAUGUUGUUUUCUGUCAGAUUUAAUACAUAUGUUUAUUAUAUCUACUUGACUACAGGCAAAUUCAGGUGCUGUAAUUCUAUAUGCUAUGUUACUAAUGUUAUAGUACACAAGAAAUGAUCAAUGAGCAUAGACUGCAGACUGUGGGUCUUAGGUAGAGUAACCAAGGGCAAAAAGUGAAAAUAAAUUUUUGAGCAAUAUAAAAAAUAAAGUACCAAGCAUCCUUCAAUGAAGCAAUAAGAUCCUUGAGGUUCUCUCAAAAUGUGUUCUCCUUAACGUUGACACCCAAAUAGCUUUACUAUGAUCCCAUUGAUUAUUGGUUUAACUAUAUAAUACAUCUCUGUAGCAGGUGGAGUUGUCUGACCUCUCCCAAAAUUCUGACCACCAUAAAAAAAUAUAUAAAACACUCUAUAUCAGUGUCCAGACUCUUGUCCCCUCUGUUUCUGGUAUCUGGUGUACCAGGAGUGAUGACAUCUCAUCCUUGGUCUCAUGACUACUGCAACCAACCGCUGGCUUCAGCUGUGACAUGUUUCCAAGUGGCAAUAAAAAUGUUAGACCUAGAAAAAACAUGGGAUUAACAAGUGAACAUUAAUUUAAAAGUGCAAGGAUAUAUUGGACACAUUCAUGUUAGACAGUCUUAGGGUAUGGCCACAUGUUCAGGUUGUUUAUGCAGUUUUUCAAGCCAAAACCAGGAUUGGACUAAAUAAUGAGAGAAGUAGUAUCUGUCUAUAAUGCUUUCUCUUCUUUUAUGAUCCACUCUUGAUUUUGGCUUCAAAACUGCAUUAAAAAAAACUGAAUGUGUAGUAGCACCCUAGGGGUACUAAUUGACGGGCUACUUCUCCAUACUGCGCUUUGCAAAAAAAGGUCUUUAUCAUGUAGAGUAUAGGCUAAUGUGUUCUGAGACCGUCAGCCACGCACCUAUACUGGUGAGUGCUAUGCUUUCUUUUGUUCUGUUAAGUGGGUUCCACCCCCCUCAUCAAGCAACUCUCUUUUGCCCUUGAGUGCAACCAAUUUUCCACUAAUUUUGAUACUUGAGACCAGCCUAAAAAACACCCAAAAGUCAUUGAAAUUUAGGUACUGGUUUCAAACUGGUUUAGGGUGGAUUCAAACAUAGGUUUAAUGGUAGUUGUGUUUUUUUGCACCUGUGGUUUUUGGUGUGUUUUUGAAGUAAAAACACCAGCUUCAAAUGUUCGCUGAAAGCUUAUGAAAAAAUGCAGGACACAAGCAUUUUUUGUUGUUACUGACAUUUUUGCUAAUUAGAUGGUGUUUUAUGUGUCACUGCCUUUUAAAAGAAGACUCAGUAUGUUCAAACUUUUGGUGUUUUUUUUUCUGGCAUUUGGACAUCUACUUUAUUAGGGGAAAAAGCAUGGCUCACUCAAGCGCUUGACAUGGUGUUAUUACAGGGGUCUAAGGCUACACAACAGUGAAAAAAUGGACAUGUGAUGAAUGUUUUUUUAACAGUCAUCACACGUUUAAGACCAAUGGUAGUCUAUGGCGUUAUUCACACAGCAGUUUUUUUGAUGUUCAGUUAAAAAACAGGCAUAAAAAAAAGAACAUAUUUUAUCUUUUUUCGCUAACCGACUGCCCCCAUACAAUUAUAUGGGUCGGUUUUUAACUUCUGUUUCUCAGAAGGGCAUCAGUGAAAAAAGAUGUCCCUUAAAAAUGGACAGUUUAUGCGUUUUUUACUGACUUUUUUUUCACUGUCGUGUGCAUGUACCCAAAGUGGAAAGCAGAUAAUCACUGGACGAUCAUAACUUGUAGACAAUAAAUUAACAUUGAUAAAAAGAGAACAGGAUAGUAGUUUAGAAGAGGAAGAAGGAUUGCAUGCAUGCGACCGUAUGUUCGGUCUGCAUCUGGUAGGACUUGGGAUAGGACUUUUCUAGAGGUGUUUGGGAAAAAAAUCAUGACAUGGACACGUCCGGUAUCCGCAAUUUGUGGACCACAAAAUGGAUAUGGAUGUGUACAUGGGCCCUUAGAGAAAGGAGAUUUGAGGGAAGAAUCAGGAAGGAAGGAAGGAAGAAACUGAUGAAAAUAGAAAAAAUAUUAGUUCUAAAGAGCGGUACCAGAUGGGAAUAGUGCCUCUACACAGUGAUAGUGCCCGCAACACAGUAGUAGUGCCCAGUUAGUGCCACUUCACAGUAAUAAUGUUCCCUUACUGCUCCUAUGCCCUCACCCUACUUAGUAAAAGUGUCCAUUAGUGCCUCUAAAAAAUAAAAAUUCCCCUUUAUUGCCCUACAUACAGUAAUAGAGCCCCUUGAAAAGGUCCAAAACAGUUAACGUUCUUUCUAUAGUACCCUUUUAUAGUAAGCACCAACACAGUAAAGGUACCCCUUAAGUCCUUCCACAUAGUAAUAAUGCCUCCUAGUCAGGUUCAUGUGGUGUUUUUCUCGAUCACCUGCAGUACACAAUUGGUACCAUGAUAGUUCUGCCUGUGAGUUUUACAUAGAGAGACAAGUUUUAGAUCGAUGAUAUCUAGUGAAGGAACUAGUUACCAUAAAGUGCCUCAAUUCUAGUAGUAAAAAGAUGGAUGUUAUCUGAUAAAUAUGUAAUGAGUGCAAAAUGGCAGCCUCCAGUUGAAAGUCCAAACAUGGCUGUGCCAGGGGAUGGUGGCCUCUAAACAUCUCCUGAGCUGCAAGUUGACCCCACCUGGUGUAAAAAACAAAACAAAUGUAAGGUAAUGUUGAAAUAAUGGAAUUAUGUAGUGAAGUAUACUAUAAUUGCUCAUCCUGAUCAAUGUUUAAAGAGGUUGUCCAGGAUUAGAAAAGCAAGUCUGCUCUCCUUCAAAAAAAAAGUGCCACAUCUGCCCAAAGCCUGUGUGUGGUACUGCUCUUAGUUUUAUGGAAGCGAACUGUGGACUGGUGCGGUGCCGUAUUUGGAUUUUGCAGACGUUUUCUAAUCCUGGGAACCUCCUGAAGGUUACAGAACUGCACUGUAAAAUAUGCUUUACCUGUAAAUACAUGCACCACUAGUUUCUUGGUGGACUGGUUCUUAAUAAAUUUUGAGGCAUUAAAAAAGUG
This is a messenger RNA of Bufo gargarizans (Asiatic toad), 4676 nucleotides long. RefSeq names its product amyloid beta precursor protein binding family B member 3 (gene APBB3). Gene Ontology annotation, molecular function: transcription factor binding; amyloid-beta binding. Gene Ontology annotation, cellular component: cytoplasm; nucleus. The coding region runs from base 326 to 1597 and encodes 423 amino acids. The record is from RefSeq and is a predicted model, not a curated record. Gene Ontology annotation, biological process: regulation of DNA-templated transcription. Lineage: Eukaryota; Metazoa; Chordata; Amphibia; Anura; Bufonidae. The transcript is spliced from 13 exons.